AUGACCUCCAUAAACCUAACAGCCAGUCUCCUAAUAAUCGGAAGUUCACUCAUCUCAGUUCUUUGCGACGUUCCAGCUCCAAUAAUAAAAUCUCUGAAGGUUAACUGUGAUAUAAAAUAUAAAUAUGCCACAACUUUGGUCUCAAGUCGUAUAUUAAAUCCAGCAAAUGUUUCUCAAGAGGUUCAUUUUAGAGUUACUCUACCUGAAGAAGCAUUUAUAACUCGUUUUGUAUUGGUGAUCAAAGGAGAGCCAUACGAAGCUUACAUUAAGGAAAAAGAUGAAGCUAAAAAGGAUUAUGAUGCAGCCGUUAGUGCUGGUCAAAGUGCUGGACAUAUUUUUCAAACAAGUUCCCGCUUUUCUAAAGACUUCACUGUAUCAGUGAACGUAGCAGCAGAAGAAAAAGCAGAUUUUAAUGUUACUUAUGAGGAGCUUUUAACUAGGAAGAAUGGUACCUAUAAAACUGAAAUUAAUAUUGAACCUCAUCAGAUUGUCCCAGAUCUCUCAAUUGUUGUUAAUAUUGAGGAUAUUUUGCAAAUAACAAAUGUUAGAGUACCAAAAUUUAAAAUGUCAAAUGAGAUUGACCAAAGUGAUGGAGAAAACACAAAUGCUAAGAAAGAAGAAAUAUCUCCUAAUAAAUUUCGAGUGGAAUGGAAUCCUUCAAAAAAAGAACAAAAAGAACUGAAACCAGAAGGCUUGAAUGGACAAAUGAUAGUAGAGUAUGAUGUUGAUGCAUCCAACAAAACCCAACAAAUUAUGAUUGAUGAAGAUGGAUAUUUUAUCCAUAUGCUUAGGAAUGAUCUUCUGCCAGUAUUGAGGAAACAUGUUGUAUUUGUUCUUGAUGUUAGUGGGUCAAUGUAUGGUCAUAAAAUGGAACAAAUGAAACAGGCCAUGGAUAAGAUUUUAUCUGAUCUAUCUGAAAAAGAUUGCUUUAGCAUUGUUUUGUUUUCUGACACAACUACUGCUUGGAAAGAAAAUGGUGCUGACAUGGAGUUAUUAAACUAUUAUUAUGGCUACCCUGAUGAGGAACGUAAGAGUUUUUCUGCAGGAGAAGAAAAUGUUGUAACAGCUAAUAAAGAAAAUAUAAAAAAUGCUAUUAAUUUCACUAAAAGUCUCGGAACAUAUGGAGGUACCAAUAUUAAUGGAGGAUUGCGAGUUGGUAUUGACAUAGCUAAAAUAGGUCAACAGAAAUUCAAGAAUGAUGUUCAUCCAGUCGAACCAAUGAUUAUAUUCUUGACUGAUGGAGAACCUAAUACUGAAGAGUCUGAUCCUGACAAAAUCAUUGAUAAUGUUGGCAAACGUAAUACAGAAAAGGUUACUAUAUUUUCACUUAGCUUUGGUUUUGAUGCUGACCUCAACUUUUUGAAAAAGCUCUCAUUAGCGAACAAUGGAUUCUCAAGGAGAAUAUACGAAGGUUCAGAUGCAGCUUUGCAGCUCAACAACUUUUAUAAAGAAGUUGCUUCCCCGGUUCUAUCAGAUGUCAAAUUUGAAUAUCUUCCUGAAAAGGUUGAAAAUACUACUGCUGAAACAAAAAAUCUAUUUUCUGGUUCAGAAAUUCUUGUUCUGGGAAAGGUGAAACCAAAUAGUACAGUUUCUGGAGUCCUCUCGGCUAUGACAGCAGAAGGCAGGAGAAUGUUACAAAUGCCAAUAGACUAUUUGUUUUUGCCUCCAAUAGAGCACAAGCCAAAUCAAACUAAAAUAGGUAAAAUGUUUUUGAAAAAUGUAUAAUUGCAUAUAUUCUUCCCAUUGACAACAGAAUACCUUUAAAAGACGUCUAUAUUUAAAACCUAUAAUCAAACAAUAAAUAAAUUAGAACGAUUCAGUAUAGGAUUACUUGAUGAUGAUAAUAAUAGUGAUUUUAUUUUGAAUGUUUUUCAUAUUAAAAUAUACUGGCAAGUGAGCAAAUGGCAUUUCUUUAUAUUAUAUAGAACGGAUUGUUUAUUAUAACAAAAACUAAUCUUUGAAUCCCUAUUUUUUUCAUUUAAGGAAUUGUAAUGCGACCAAUUCCAAUACUGAUAUCUAUUACAAAAUCUUACAUACAACAGCAUUAUCAUAAAUUACAUGUUAUAUAAACCAGGGAACAGUACAAACCGUUGACUUGUCAAUAUCAAAGUAGAACGUAGUACACAUAUAAAAAUAUAUGUGUUUGUGUGUAAAUAUAUAUUGAUUAAUUGUUAUCAUCAAUUUUAGGUUAUUUAGAAAAAAUGUGGGCUUAUAAAACAAUUAAGUCUCUUCUUGAUCAAAACACUGUAUCAGAAAAUGAUACUUUAAAAGAAAAGGCAAAAGAACUAGCACUGAAGUACAAGUUUGUUACUCCACUGACUUCACUGGUCGUGGUCAAACCAAAUGUAACCUCCGUGGUGGAUGAUAAUAAAGAAGACAAAGUCAAUCAAAAAAUGUUUUGUGAUAAUAUUACAUGCCUUACUGGCUUUUAGAUUUAAUUUACUAAGCUCAAUGUAUAUUUAUGGAUCAACAGGUGGAGGCGGUUACGCUGGUAUGGCUGCUAUGCCCAUUGCACCAAUGGCACCACCAAGUAUGUCAGGAGGAGUACCAACCAGAUUACAUUUUCAGCAAAAUUUUUAUACCACCACAAUGCCUCAAAGUGUAACAGCAGAUAAUGGCUCUGUUAUUCCAUAUACGAAUGUGACAUGGCUCAACCAGACAAUAUCUGAUGAUGGUCUUUAUGUACAGCCUCCUCCUGAAGUAGAUAUAAAUGAUGUCAUCGCAUUGAAUGAGACUGACAUUUGGACAUCAAGAUGCAGUAAUGGAAACCCUUGCCGCCAUUUUAUAUUCUGUUCAUUAGAUUCUUUUGCUGAUGACUUCCAAGAUUAUCUUCCGUAUAAAUGCCAUAUUGAACCAAGGUUUCUUGGAGUAUGUUGCCCAGUUUGA
Nezara viridula (southern green stink bug) is the source of this 2886-nucleotide messenger RNA. Lineage: Eukaryota; Metazoa; Arthropoda; Insecta; Hemiptera; Pentatomidae. The record is from the annotation of a GenBank genome assembly.